Molecule: messenger RNA, 538 nt
Organism: Gasterosteus aculeatus aculeatus (three-spined stickleback)
Lineage: Eukaryota; Metazoa; Chordata; Actinopteri; Perciformes; Gasterosteidae
Product: interferon alpha-inducible protein 27, mitochondrial
Biological process (GO): intrinsic apoptotic signaling pathway; release of cytochrome c from mitochondria
Cellular component (GO): mitochondrial membrane
Source: RefSeq, a predicted model, not a curated record
CUCCCCCUUCCUCCCUCCCCCUUCCUCCCUCAGCCUACAAAAGCGGGUCGAGUUUCACCAGACCCAGACAUUACAUUACAUUACAUGUCAUCUACCUGACGCUUUUACCCAGACAACACGAUGGGACUACUCACGUGGGCAGCAGUCGGCGCAGGAGCCGUAGGCGGAGUCGCUGCGGCGCCUCUAGUUCUGGGAGCCGUAGGUUUCACCUCGGCUGGGAUCGCCGCAGGCUCCUGGGCUGCGGGUAUGAUGUCAGCAGCCGCCGUGGCCAACGGGGGGGCGGUGGCCGCAGGGAGCACCGUGGCUGUUCUGCAGGCUGCAGGUGCAGCUGGUCUGGGCGCAGCUGGCACAGCGGCGGCAGCCGGCACUGGUGCAGGAACUCUGGCCGGACUGGCUGCUAUCAUCAUUUAAACACGUUUAAAACCACCUUUGCCAUUUAGGAAAGCAUUGGAAAAUCAUAAUAGUUAAUUUGCUCCAACAUCACCUUUGUCAUCUCAGAAAACUGAAAUGUUUGGUUCAAUAAAUAUUACAAACGCUG